Messenger RNA from Emiliania huxleyi CCMP1516, 2427 nucleotides. RefSeq lists its product as hypothetical. The record is from RefSeq and is a predicted model, not a curated record. Gene Ontology annotation, molecular function: pseudouridine synthase activity; RNA binding. Bases 109 to 1626 code for a protein of 505 amino acids. The transcript has 5 exons. Gene Ontology annotation, biological process: pseudouridine synthesis. Lineage: Eukaryota; Haptophyta; Isochrysidales; Noelaerhabdaceae.
CACAUUCGCGUUGGGCGGAUUUCGCGCCGCCUCGCUGCGAUUACAGCUGGGGCCCGUCUCCCGCACCGGCGCCGAGCCGACGACACUGCUGACCGGCUACACACGCCAAUGCCAAUCGGCAACAGCUCGGCAGCGGCGCUACGCGUGGUGUGUCGAUCGACGCGGACGCUGAUGCUGAGUUCGUCGCUUGCUCUUGCUUUCGUGCUCACCAAAUACUGGCAUCGCCUACGCAGGCUCGUGUGUGCGCGACUGCGACGCAGUCAGGCGGACGCCGAUGCCGCCGGCACCGCCACUUGCCGAAAGCGAAACAGGUGGCUGCUGUCUGACCUGCAUGUGCUGCGGCACGCCGACUAUCUGUUCGCGUUCAAGCUCCCUGAUCUGCACAUCGAUCACCCGGCCGAGCCCGUCACGCUGCAGACCCAGCUCGGUGCAUGUCACCCGGAGCACGUCGACCCGACGACCGCCUUUGGCUUCCGGCUCGCGCACCAGCUUGACUAUGCGACCAGCGGCGUCCUGUGUGUCGCGCUGAGCAAGCGCGCCGCCAAGAUGGCCGCCGCCUGCUUCGCAGGCCGGACCGCCCGCAAGUGCUAUCUCGCGCUCGUGCACGGACACGUGCAGUGGGUGCAGGCCGUCUGCGAGCGCGCCAUCGGCCUCGACGAGAGCGACGAGCGCGGCUUCCGCAUGGCCGUCGAUGGCGCGCCGGGGAAGCACUGCGGGCCAGCGCGGACCGAGUGCGCGCUCGUCGGCCGCGGCUACCUCGACGACGGCCGCCCGGCGAGCAAGCUGCUGCUGCGGCCGCUCACGGGCCGGAGGCACCAGCUGCGCGCUCGGCCGGAGUGGCUCCCUAUAGGCAUCGUCGGCGACGUGGCCUACACGGGCGACACGGCGGCGCCUCGCAUGAUGCUGCACGCCUGGCUGCUAAAGCUCCCUCUGGCGGCGGGGAGCGUCACCUCGGGGUCGGUCGAGCUGAUCUCGGGCGAUCUGGGAUCGAAAACGCCCUCUCUCGACAACAUCAAGGGCAAGUGGUCACAGGCCUUCAAACUGCUCGGUAACGCCGCGACGGUCACCGCCGAGUACGACCGCGCCGAGAACGACAAGUUCCUCAAGAGCGCCUCGCUGAGCGGAGCCGUGGACAAGAUCAAAUACGAGCUCGCGUCGAACUUCGGCGGACCGCUCGAGGCGACCCUCGAGACCUCGACCGAAGACGGCACCACGAUCGAGGUCGAGGCCGAGGUCGACGGCCUCUCCUCUCGCGUGACGCGGGUGACGGGCACGCGCACCCUCUCGGUCAACGAGCGUGAGUGCGACCUCGAGCUGUCCCACACGCUCGGCGACAACGAGUCGAAGCUGCGGCUCUCGACGAUGCUCGGCUCGGGGCUGCGGGCGGUCGGCCUGCUAUCCUCCAAGGGCGGCGGCAAGGGCGGGCUCGACCACUCCCUGACGUACGAGCUCGAGUACGACACGCAGCUGACGGAGGGGCGCACGCUCUCGGCAAAGGUGUCGCCCAGGGACGGCACUGGCGAGGUGGAGUACGAAGACUCGGCGACCAUCGACGCGACCAUCGCAGCCACCUUCCCGCUGGGCGGCGCACCGAAGGUCACCGCCAAGCGCGCCUUCUCCUUCUGAGGUGGCGCGUGUUGCUUGGGGGGUAGAUGGGGGUGGCACCGCAGCCACGCAGCGCGGUCCCCCCGCACACACCGCCCGAGCGCCGAGGCGCGAGGGGCUCCCGCUGCGCAUCGAUGUGAGGCAUGAGCCCGGCGCGCUCCACCAUAUUCCAACUGCACCCUGCGACAUGGUCGUGUAGUCUAGGGCAGUAUUACACAUGCAUACGAGAUGUACUUGCGGGCCGCCAACGAAACUCGAAACGAAAGCACUUCCACACACCCUCUCGCCACCGUCCACGUGCAGCGGUGCACGCGUCCAGCUUCGGGGUAAUACACCGCGGUAGGAUUCCAGGUGGGCAGCCGCACGGGGCUCGGGGCACGGGGGCUGAGCCAACGCCGGCAGGGCGGUGCCGCGCUCGGCGCCUCCGGGCUGCCGGCGUGUCCUGUCUCCUGUGUCCCGUGUGGCGCGGGGCGCCGUCUCGCACCUCGCACGCCGUCACGUCAAGUCGUCGUCCUCGAGCUCGUCCUCCGGGGCCAUCUCGCCAAAGUCUCCCGUGCCGACCGGCUGCUCGCUCGCGUGGGCGGCCGCCGAGCUGGCGAGGCAGCCGCCUCCCGACGCCGCGCCGGAGCCUGCGGCGGCGGGUCGCCUGGCCGGCGGGGCGAGGUAGGCGGCAGGCACGCGUGCCGAGGCGAGGGUCAGGUCGCGAGCGAGCAAGGCGACGGUGUUGUCGACGGCGGCGAGCGUGCCGUCCGACACGGCUGCGGCGAGCCCGUCUGCGUCCUGCGCUGCGAAGGCUGCGAGGAGCCUUCGGGCUAGGUCCGC